UCCGUCCCGUGUGAAAAAACCCCCUGAAACCCUUCGUUACCUUCUCCGGUUCUUUAAAAAACGCUCAAAGAAACGCUAACUCUAGAAAGAGAGAAAGAAAAUGCUUGAUGACAAGAAUCCGCUACCAGAAAUUCCUGCCAUCCAAGAACGACAAGCAGAAGAAAAAGAGCUCCUUCUUUUAAAAGAAACCAUCACCAUGGACUCCUCCUUUAAUGACUAUCCCACCACCAGCACCACCACUUGCUUCUCCAAUCUUUGCCUCACUAAUGACCCUCCUUGCUUCUCCUGCGGUUGCAAUGGAAACUCUCUCACCGGCACCUCCUCUGCCUCUCUCAAACGUCCCUCCUCUGAAACCAACACUCUCCAACCCUGUUCCAAGAAACCCAACCUUAAACCCACCUCUCUCUUCGGCUUCUCCAAGAUUCCUCUGCCCUCGAAACCGGCUUCCAACACAUCUCCGAGCAAUCCUUUUCUCCGACGCUGCAAUUCUGAUCCGUGUGACCCACUCCCUACCCAAGUAUCGGCUAAAACACCUCAGUCUCCCCAGUCACAGAACCCCAAUAUAGCGUCCCCUGGAACUCCGUUAUCGACGUCCAAGUUUCCGCCUAUUCCUUCCACUUUACAGCGGUCGGUGUCAGACCCAAAUCCGUCUCCAGCCCCUACUUUUUGCAGUUCAUGCGACAGGGUGGGAGAGUACGCUGUUCGAAAUGCAAAGUGGGCGAGAAAAUUUAAUCAUUGUAUGAAAGAAAUGACUCGAAAAUGGGAGGAACUGCUCGGUUUUGAAGAAGAUAAGGGCAGACAAGAGAAGCACAACCAGAAUGACAGCAACAGCAUUGAGAAUAGCAAUAGAAAUAUGGAUAAUUGUGAGGAAGAUUGUGUUGAAGCUGUGAUAGUGGAGAAGGCUGGGGAGUGUUUGAAUAUCCAUUUGAAGUGCCCUUGUGGCAAAGGCUGUCAGAUUCUACUCUCUGAGAAAAACUGUUACUACAAGCUCAUGUAGACUAUUAAUCAAUCAACAACGAGUGACCUCAUCAUUACUUUGUUUCGUUUUGCUCAUGGUUUAGAUUUCACUAGGUCUUUCUUUUUGUACAAUCUUUUGAAGAUGGAUUGAGUUCUCAUAAUUCUGAGAUUUUUUAUGCCAUUUAUAAUAAAGCUUCCUUUACUACUGAUAA
Messenger RNA from Mangifera indica (mango), 1169 nucleotides. RefSeq lists its product as uncharacterized. Lineage: Eukaryota; Viridiplantae; Streptophyta; Magnoliopsida; Sapindales; Anacardiaceae. Bases 101 to 997 code for a protein of 298 amino acids. The record is from RefSeq and is a predicted model, not a curated record. The transcript has 3 exons.